Messenger RNA from Cydia splendana, 2614 nucleotides. RefSeq names its product RNA-binding protein Musashi homolog Rbp6 (gene msi). Gene Ontology annotation, molecular function: mRNA binding. The coding region runs from base 112 to 1215 and encodes 367 amino acids. The record is from RefSeq and is a predicted model, not a curated record. Gene Ontology annotation, cellular component: cytoplasm. The transcript has 4 exons. Lineage: Eukaryota; Metazoa; Arthropoda; Insecta; Lepidoptera; Tortricidae. Gene Ontology annotation, biological process: regulation of translation.
AGAGGCGAUUACGGAAUCGUGACGUCACGUCGGGGGGGCACGCCAGUGUUCGGCCGGACGCAAACCAAGGCGGACGCGCGCCAUGUUCAAACGGUGAACAAAACAUUGACAAUGUUGUUCGAGAGCCCCAACGCUAAGUUGUACCCGGCCUUCAACAUACCGCCGCCUGUGAGAUUAAGCGGGGCGCUCGGAGGCGUGGAGGUUUUGGACGGCAGCUUGGUCGGCGGCGAGCUGACCGCCCAUGUCUUGAGCGCGCAGGCGGCCGCUCAUGCCGCCGCCACAGCCGCUGCGGCGGCUCACCAGCAGCACCAACAACAGCAAAUUGCUGUUCAACAGAUAAAGACCUCCCCGUCAUCAGGCCACACAUCGCCCGCGCCCGCUCCCCCCGCGGCUACGUCCCCCUCCCCCAGCAAGCUGUUCGUCGGGGGCCUCAGCUGGCAGACCAGCUCGGAGAAGCUCAGGGAAUACUUCGCCAUGUUUGGAGCGGUCACCGACGUGCUGAUCAUGAAGGAUCCUGUCACGCAGCGUUCGCGCGGCUUCGGUUUCAUCACGUUCCAGGAGGCCGCCUCCGUCGACAAGGUGCUCGCCGUGCCCGUGCACACCCUGGACGGCAAGCGCAUCGACCCCAAGCACGCCACCCCCAAGUCAGCCCCCCGCCCCGCCAAGACCAAGAAGAUCUUCGUCGGCGGCGUCGGCCAAGACACCUCCGCCGACGAGGUGCGCGCCUACUUCGCGCAGUUCGGCCACGUCGAAGACGCCGUCAUGCUCAUGGACCAGCAGACGAAGCGCCACCGCGGAUUCGGGUUCGUAACUUUCCAUUCCGAGGAAGCGGUCGAGCGCGUCUGCGACAUACACUUCCACACGAUAAAGAAUAAGAAGGUCGAGUGCAAGCGCGCCCAGCCGAAGGAAGCCGUAGCGGCCGCCCCGCUGGCGCUCGGAAAGAGACUCGUGUUACGCCCCGGACGGGGCUUAGUGUACGCAGCGGGCGGUGUCGGAGCCGUGCCCACUGUUGGCGCCGCGCACGCCUACCGCUACGCGCCGUACGCGCUGCCGACCGCGGCCACCGCCGCCACGGCGCUGGUGGCGCCGCCGCAGCCCGCUCCGCCGCCCACCAUGCCGCAGUUCGGCGCCGCCUACUCGCUGGCCGGCGUCGACAUGUCCUCCUUCCAGAGCGUCGACUGGGGCGCCAUGUACGGCCUCCCCAUGUACAUCUAAACGGUAACGCAUCUAACGAAUUGAAAACCCCACCCGCCUACAGAGGUUAGGUAUUUUAUUUCUUAUACGAUAGUUCCUACGUUUUUAUUACGUCGUAUUUUGUCUUGCCGGAGCGGCCACGGAUCAGUAUUCUUUAAAAUAAUUAAGGUUUACGGCUCAUAUACUUAGGUUAAGUCUUUACUCGACAAGCAAUACUUGGCCCGAUGCGGGAACUAUAUCAAAGAAUACGCAUUUCGUUUUUUUUUUUAAAGUUAAGUAAGAGGAUCUCAGAUAUUUUAGUUUGCGGACUAAUUUUUCUUUAUGUGUUGGAUUUGUAGUGUAGUGCACGGUCGUUGGCAAUAUGACUAUUUAUACUUGACGAAUGUAUAUUGAUGAAUCUCAUGCAGCUCUGUAUAUCUCUUUAGGCAGCGUCGGUCGCCCGGUGACGGAACGCCAUUUUGUAAAUUGAUUAUCUAAAUACAUCACAAUGUAUCAGUAUUAUAUUUUCGUGCCAUUCUCGCAGAAUACAAAAUUGUGCCAAACUCUGCCAUGUCAUUUUCCGAACAACUGAGCGCUACCUUAUUUACUGAGCUAAAUAACAAUAGACGUCGGAAUAUUCUUUCCAUUUAUCCUGUAGUCCCACUCGAUAUAAUGGUCGCAAUCGAGCUUGACUAGCCAUCCCACAAAGAAAUCUUUUAUUGUAAACAUCCUUUCCAUUUCCAAUAGAAAAAUAAAUAAAUACCUACUAGCUAUAUCUCAAAUCUUACCAUGACUUAAUUUAUAUUAACAAUUCUAAAGGUUUUAAUGUCACGGUUGUGUAAAAAUAUGCUCUCUAGCUUCAUUUCAUAAACUUAACAGUAGUCACCUGACAUCAUCAGUUUGUUAGCUUUUCUAGGUUGACAAGUAGUCGGCCUAUAUGUACGCCGAAUUGUCACUGUCAGGUGACAAUUGUCAUAGUAGUAUAAUAGAAACCUAGCGCUCAGUUGCAACACAUUAUCCGUCAUUUGGCACCGAUGAUCAUCAGCUCACAAUACUCUCGUACAUAUCUAACUGUGUGGAAAGCAAUCUCAUUACAUAUAUAUGUAUUACUUAUUUACGUAGUUAUAUACCUAUGUAGUCAACCUGUGUUGUAUCAGCGAACAUCACAUGCCUAACGCUGAUAUGGCAUAGGCUUAGUUUAAAUUAAAUACGUAUAGUAUUAGUUCAAGAUAUGCAACUAACACCCUGUCGUGACAAUAAGCUUAGAAUUAAGCCUGUAGCAUUGUCAUGGUCGCCCGUCUUUGCCUGCUUGGCCCCAUUUUUGGGCGCCAUUUUUAACAGGCAGCUGAUCCAAUGUGGUAAUAAUAUUGUACUUUCUUAAAACUUUGGAAUUAGUAAGUAAAAAAAUAUAAUCAUAAGUUAUUGUACGUGGCAACUAAAA